ACAGAAAGCUGUUUAUUCAAACAGUGCCGACCGAUGAGUGGUGCCUGAAAGAAGACGAAUGAUGAUUUCAUACUGCCCUGUGUGUGGAAAACCAGUCUACUUUGCUGAGCGGAAGCGUUCUCUCGGCAAAGACUACCAUCCCCUUUGUCUGAAGUGCUACCAUUGCAAACGGCAGCUCAGCUCUGGCCAGCACGCCGAGUAUGAUGACAAACCUUACUGCUCCUAUUGCUAUCUUCAGCGCUUUGGACCAAGAGGAACAAGGCCUUCAACAAGUCGCUCAUCAUUUGGUGGAUCUCCUUCUUCGAAGGCUUCAGCAGAAAUCCGAAAAGCGUCCUAAAUGUCAUUUCUUCAUUAUGUUAUGGAAGCAGCACUUUAUAAAACCUUUAUAAGAGCUUCUCUUCAUUUUUAAAAAACAUCCCGCAGCCUUACCGGGGCUUUCUGCUUCCAGUUUCGUUCUGGGAUUGCAAUCAGGGUGACCACAUGGUUUGAAUUGAAUACUUUCUCUAUCUGCCUGCUCCAUUCACUUUAAUAAAAUGUCACCAUCUAGUGGUGGAAUUAUAG
Messenger RNA from Elgaria multicarinata webbii, 561 nucleotides. RefSeq names its product cysteine-rich protein 1-like. The coding region runs from base 59 to 337 and encodes 92 amino acids. Gene Ontology annotation, molecular function: zinc ion binding. The transcript has 4 exons. The record is from RefSeq and is a predicted model, not a curated record. NCBI's taxonomy places the organism in Eukaryota, Metazoa, Chordata, Lepidosauria, Squamata, Anguidae. Gene Ontology annotation, biological process: intrinsic apoptotic signaling pathway in response to DNA damage; regulation of gene expression.